This is a messenger RNA of Sphaerulina musiva SO2202, 949 nucleotides long. RefSeq names its product RraA-like protein. The record is from RefSeq and is a predicted model, not a curated record. The transcript has 2 exons. NCBI's taxonomy places the organism in Eukaryota, Fungi, Ascomycota, Dothideomycetes, Mycosphaerellales, Mycosphaerellaceae. The coding region runs from base 37 to 738 and encodes 233 amino acids.
AGAAAGUGUGCUUCCUUCACUUGUGUCGACAGAAAUAUGAGCGCCGCCAAGAACAUUGUCAAGGCCUUGGAGCCGUUCACCAGCUGCGAUGUGGCAGAUGCCCUCACCAAGCUCAAGGUGCCUCAUGGCGGUUUUCUGCCGGGUCUGACCAUGUGGUCGCCCCAGCGUCAAGCCGGAUCCACCAAGAUCAUCGGGCCCGCAUACACCGUCAAGUACGUGAGGAAGAACUACGAGAACGAUGCCAAGCCUUCUGGUCACUACAUUGACACGGUCCCCGAGGGAGCCGUCAUCUUCAUCUCGGCGCCGCCAAAGAUGAUCAAUGCCUGCUAUGGCGGCUUGAUGAGCACACGAGCACACCACCUGGGCGCUGCAGGCACCAUUGUCGAUGGCAGACUACGGGAUCUCCAAGAACAUCGUGACCUGAAUUUCCCUGUUUUCGCAAAAGAUGUUGGAACGACGGCUCCUGCAGAAGUUGCUCGUGUGAGUGAGGUGAAUAGUGGACCUGUACGAUUCAACAGCGAAGAUCAGGAUUCGUAUAUUUACCCUGGAGACAUACUGAUUGCGGACCUCAACGGCGUCGUUUGCGUACCCCAGCAGCUCGCCGAGCAAGCUGUCGACUUGAUUGCAUCGCAAGUCGAGGCGGAUGAGAAGGUGGCGGAAGAUAUCAGAAAUGGAGUCCCUGUGGGAGAGUCGAUGAAGAAGCAUCGAGCGCAUGUGAAACAGCCCAAGUUGGCCUGAGCAAGAAUAAUAAUAAAAUAUAUGGGCACCUCACGUACGGAAAGGCGAUUGGUCGGGUACAGACGGCGAAUAUGAUAUGUCGAUAUUGCCGGCACCCGGGCACAUCAUAACAGUAAUAGUACUGUAAUUUGCUGAUUUGCCUCUUCUGUGAUUUGGCCGCCGAAGAGAGGCGAAAUCUCCGUCGAUAAUACUGAAUCAUGACGCGAUUGGC